CAGAUCCUUGCAUUGCGGUUACUUGUGUUCAUUGUUUGGCGGGAUGCAAUUAUUCAUGGCUGUUAACCCCUGUCCUCGGCACGUCAUGGCUCCCCCUCUGGGUCAUGUAGCGGAUCAGAGGCAAGAAGAUGCCCCUUCCUAGCCAGCUUCAAGAUCGAUUGUGGGCACUGUUCGGAAAGGUAAGCAUCUUGCUAUUGAGGAGGGUCAGGGCAAUUGACUUCCUAUGCCUAAAAGGUCAAUAACAGCAUGGGUGCCAUGCUCUGUGUGGCCAUUGGUACCAGGGGAGGUUCGUCAAGCCAAGUCUGACGUUGUGUCAUCUCGGGCUAAAGAGGGCCCAGGUAGGAGUUCGCCAUGGGCGUGUCCUGAGGAGUUCAUACAGGAUCCUCUAGCCUCAACCCCUGAGAUAAGGGAGGUUUUUGAUAUAGAGUCACUACAGUUUGCAGUGCCGGUUCCUUCUUCCAAGGUUGUCUUUGUUCCAGUCAUCGGUGGGCGAGUGAAGAAGAUGGCUCCCCGUCAACGUAGGAGGGAGCCUGGGGAUGUUGAUUUGCAAGUAGAGGCUGAUGAUGCUCAACCCAGAGUUGAAACUCCACUAGUCCCAUAUAAGGAACUUGUGGGUGAAAAGGGAGUUUGCAAUUUCAACCUCUUUGGCGUUCCAGUUUUCCCUAUUAUUAGACGAUUAGUUAAAGAUUUGCAAUCGUUGCAGCCCCCUAUCGAGGGGCAGGGAGCCCAUGGGUAGUGUUCCAGUGACUUGGGGUACGUGAGGCUUGAUGGAAAGGAGAAUAUUGGUGACUUUGCUCAUGUCCGUUAUAUGCAAGAAGAGAAAGAAACUCUUGUGCGUCUGUAGGAGCAGCCCCCCAAUAAUCCGAUGGGUCAAACCGGAGUUGGUCAAGAAGAUCAGCUGGCGGUUAAGAUGCCAAAGCAUCCCCCUAGAGUUUGGAGAGCAUUACUUUUAGUGCCGAGGAGCCGGUCCCUGUAUUAGGGCAGUCCGUUAAGGAAGAGCUGCUACAGAGAUCAACUAUCAUGUCGCCUGAGCAAGUGCACGAGGCUACAACAACAGACUUUCUUCAUGAAGAGAAUCACCUACUGGCAAUGUGGAGUUUGAAGUUUGCGGAGACGUAGUGGCCGUGGACUUGGGGACUCAGCCUAAAAGCAAUCCUAUGGGUUUUGAAGCAUCAUCACUGCUUGUGGCUCUGUCACCUAACGAGGAGCUUGCAUUGGUACGACGAGAACUCAAAGAGUACUGUGAAAAGCAUGAGGUCGUGCCUCUCAGCUAUGCUGUCGUAGAUCCAAUCACUAUUUAGGGUCUUUGCAGACACGAGAAAUAUUUUGUAUCAAGUUCUGUGUUGAAGACCGUGGCUUAGAUCACACAAAAAGGCUAGUUGCCACCUGGUGACAUCCCUCCGGUAGUUAUAAGGACAUCAUUGAACACAAUAGCAGCGGUGAUGAAUUGCAUUAUGGACCAAUCCAUAUAUGAGCUUUCAUGGUCUGAGUUUGCCUGUUGGUUGAGGACUUGUGAGUCAUUUUCCACUCUGGGUUUCAAGAUGGAUCAUAUCAAGGAGCGGGUUGUUCUUCUUGCCAAUGUGUUUUGGAAGGCUGGUUACAAAGAGCCUCAACCCUCAAACACUCAAUCUUUAAAAGAGGUUCGCUAGUGCCUCAAGGUAGUUGAAUCGAAUCUUUUGAAUGCCACAGAAAAGUUAGUCUCCCUCCUCGAUGAGUGCGCUCGCCAACGUAAGAUAGUGUCGCAAUAUGAGGCAGAGUAGAAGGAAUUGUUAGAGGUUGAAACACAAUGGCAGGGUUUGGCAAAGAUCGCUCGUAUGAGGAGUGAAUGCUAUGCAGCCUGAGAUGUAUAUGAACUUUAUGUCAUGUAAAAU
Messenger RNA from Nelumbo nucifera (sacred lotus), 1871 nucleotides. RefSeq lists its product as uncharacterized. NCBI's taxonomy places the organism in Eukaryota, Viridiplantae, Streptophyta, Magnoliopsida, Proteales, Nelumbonaceae. The record is from RefSeq and is a predicted model, not a curated record.